Messenger RNA from Misgurnus anguillicaudatus (oriental weatherfish), 2207 nucleotides. RefSeq names its product MAPK/MAK/MRK overlapping kinase. The record is from RefSeq and is a predicted model, not a curated record. NCBI's taxonomy places the organism in Eukaryota, Metazoa, Chordata, Actinopteri, Cypriniformes, Cobitidae. Gene Ontology annotation, molecular function: protein kinase activity; ATP binding. Gene Ontology annotation, biological process: protein phosphorylation.
GACGAAAUCUGUAUGAAAUGUGACAGGGGUCAGGUGAAUGUAGCGUCUGGCUGCAUGUCAGAGUUCAGCUGCGCGCCGUUGCCAUGGCGACCGUUGGCCGCGUACUCGCGCUGAAGUUCGCCGAUCAAUGUCAUUUCUUUUACGAAUCUUUCUGUCAUUAUUACGCGAUUUAAAGCAUUGGAAGCAAAAAUUAAAGCUUUUUCUGUCAUGCGGUGUGCUUGUCUGAGGAAUGAACCAUUAUAGAGUCAUCAGGAAGAUCGGAGAGGGAACUUUCUCUGAGUGCGGAUCAGGCGAACAGUCUGAGAGAAGUUCAAGCCAUGAAGAGACUCAGUCCACAUCUCAACAUCCUUCAGCUUCAUGAACUCAUCUAUGACCAGGACUCUGGAAGUCUGUCACUGAUAUGUGAACUUAUGGAAAUGAACAUAUAUGAAUUCAUUAAAGGACGCCAGUAUCCUUUGCCCGAGAGUAAAGUCAAACAUUACGUGUAUCAGUUGUGCAGAUCUCUCGAUCACAUGCACAGCAAUGGAAUAUUUCACAGAGAUGUGAAGCCAGAGAACAUCCUGAUCAAAAAUGAUGUGCUAAAGCUGGCAGACUUCGGUUCCUGCAGGAGCAUCUACUCCAGACCUCCUCACACUGAAUACAUCUCCACACGCUGGUACAGAGCACCUGAAUGUUUACUCACAGAUGGACACUAUUCUGAGAAGAUGGACAUGUGGAGCGCAGGAUGUGUCUUCUUUGAAAUCCUCAGCUCGAGUCCUCUAUUCCCUGGACAUAAUGAGCUGGACCAGUUGAACAAAAUCCACAAUGUUCUGGGCACACCAGACAGCACGCUUCUGAAGAAGUUCAAACAGUCUCGUGCCAUGAGCUUCGAUUUCCCAAUUCGCAAAGGCUGUGGGAUUUCUCAGCUCAUUCCUCACUGUUCGGCUGCUAGUCUGUCUGUGCUGCACCUGAUGUUGACCUAUGACCCGGAGGAACGCAUCAGCGCCAGCGCAGCGCUGCAGCACCCCUGCUUCAGAGAACUCCGGAUCGCAGAGAGAAAAGCAGCAAGACUGCGGAAGGUUCUCGGAGCCGUCGAGGGAGUGUCUGGUGGGACGCCGGCAUCUGUCGAUCAUCUGUGGCGAAUCGCACGGCAGGGAAGAAGACAGCACCUAAAGCAGACCGGUGACCCUCUUAGUAGACGAAACGCUUCUCAUUUUCCUUUGGAGCUUCCGAAACUCAACGUUGUGGUGCCGACUCCUAAAGUCCCCUAUCCAGUGUCCACCUUCCCUGCCCUGACAAUUUCACACCGCGCCUCUCUGCCUGCUAUCUCCAAAAAGUGCCAGUCACGUCUGACCAAAGUAAUCAUCUGUUCUAUUCAGCCCAAGGAAGAGUCACAGCGUUUGCAGAGAUACUACAUCCCCCCGCUGAAGCGUAAUCCAGACCACUACUGAAGUCUGUAGACAUCAGAUGAUGCCACUGCUUGUAAAUGCUGAAUGCAAAGAACGACUGACUUCUGUAAGACCUGUAAGCUGCGAUCUACAGAUUGUGUGUUUGCUCAAAUCAAUUAAAGAGGUUUACUUUUGUUCUCUAAUCUUAUUUUACAUGCCAACAUGCCCUGUGCACAGACACUUACAGUUUUUAAUCCAGUAUGUGAAAAGAGUUGCUUGAGGUUCCUGGCAGUGACCUAUGGUUGCACACACAGGCAUACACACACACACACACACACACACACACACACACAACCUCAAUGCAUUGUUUAUUUCAGAGAUUGUGUAUACAUGUACAUACAGUAAAAUGAUAGACAGCUUCAGACAUUUAUUCUCCAUAAGAUCAUCAGUCAGAUGACUAAAUCUCUCUAAAAGACGGCAAGUGCCAUGCAAACACCACGUGCUGAUAUUACGGGCUCUUAUAGUGAAAUAAAUUCAUGUUCUCAUCAGUGCUGGGGUAUCUUCUGCCAAAUUUGCAGCUGUAGACUUGGGCUUACUUUACAUUUGUUGCAAAUGGUCAUGUUUUGUUGCGUUAUUGUAAAAUCUUAAAUUUGUAUGAGAAUUAAAGGAUUUCUAAAUACACACUACUGCACAGAGCAUUCAAGACUACAAUGAAAUCUGAAUUAGCCGUUUGUAUUUAACUGGAAUGAUUUUACAUUGAAGAAGGUUGGUUUUAAAGUUAACAAGCAGAGCACAAUACAGAUGUUUUUUGUCCAGCUCAGAAUAAAUAAUGAAAAAACA